AUCUCAUUGGGAAAGGGGGCCAAGGAAGUAUUUAUAGGGCUGAGUUGCCUACAGGUGAUGUUGUUGCAAUAAAGAAGCUUCAUUCAAUGCCAAGCGUGGAAAUCUCCAACCAAAAAGCUUUCACAAGUGAGAUUCAAGCUUUGACAGAAAUCAAACAUCAUAAUAUUGUGAAGCUAUAUGGGUUUUAUUCCAAUUCACAAUUCUCCAUGUUGGUUUAUGAGUUCUUUGAAGGUGGAAGCUUGGACAACAUACUAAAGAAUGAUGAACAAGCCAUUGUGUUUGACUGGAAAAAGAGGGUGAAUGUUGUCAAAGGUGUGGCCAAUGCUUUAUUCCAUAUGCAUCAUUGUUGUUCAAUUCCUAUUGUUCAUCGUGACAUAUCAAGCAACAACAUUCUUCUAGGUUCUGACUAUGAAGAAGCUCGCAUCAACGACUUUGGAACAGCAAAGUUUUUGAAUCCUAACUCAAACAACAUGACCACAUUUGCUGGCACAUUUGGGUAUGCUGCACUUGAGAUUGCUUUCAUUAUGAAAGUGAACGAGAAAUGUGAUGUUUAUAGCUUUAGAGUAUUGACCUUAGAAAUCAUUAUGGGUACACAUCCCGCGAAGCGUAUUUCAUCUUUGGCAGGGAAUUCAAUCAAUAAUGAUUUGUUGUUAAGUGAUGUGCUGGACUCACGACUUUCUCCACUCACAAAAUCAAUCUUAGAUGAUGUGAUCUUAGUUGCCAAAAUAGCUUUUUCAUGCUUGAGUGAUUCUCCUCAGUCUCGUCCAACCAUGGAACAACUAUCUACACAGCUUGCAAGGACACCAAAAUCUCAUUCAGAGGAUCAAUUUCACACCAUCACAAUUGGGCAACUAAUGAGGGAUUGAACUUCAUUUGUAGGUCCGUCUGCAAUUAUAAAUUCUUAC
Messenger RNA from Neltuma alba, 905 nucleotides. Its product is annotated as MDIS1-interacting receptor like kinase 2-like. Gene Ontology annotation, biological process: protein phosphorylation. Bases 87 to 866 code for a protein of 259 amino acids. Gene Ontology annotation, molecular function: protein kinase activity; ATP binding. NCBI's taxonomy places the organism in Eukaryota, Viridiplantae, Streptophyta, Magnoliopsida, Fabales, Fabaceae. The transcript has 3 exons. The record is from RefSeq and is a predicted model, not a curated record.